AUGCCGAACGCGGAGGUGCAGAAAAUGGUCCGGCAAGGACUCAAUGAUCUGUGUCAAAUCGAUGACUCCAGGAUCUCGCCAGUCUUGUUGUUUCCUGUGUUCGUGAUUGGCUUCGCCUGCGUUGAGGACGAGACCAGGCAACAAGUCUCUGCGCUUUUUGAGAAACUCAUCGGCUUUAGUGGCUUUGGAAAUGUUCGGCUGGCGCGUGAUGUGGCUCACCAGUGGUGGUCGAACUAUGACAGCGGGGAUUAUGAGGGUUGGAAUUGGACUCAGCAGAUGGACAUAUACCGCAUAAGUAUACCAUUAACAUAA
Molecule: messenger RNA, 312 nt
Organism: Aspergillus versicolor CBS 583.65
Lineage: Eukaryota; Fungi; Ascomycota; Eurotiomycetes; Eurotiales; Aspergillaceae
Exons: 1
Coding region: 1-312 (103 amino acids)
Source: RefSeq, a predicted model, not a curated record